CCUGGACGGGACGGCUACCCGGGUCCUCUUGGCUUGGAUGGCAAACCCGGUCCUCCAGGUCUGAAGGGCAUUCAGGGACCAGUGGGACCCAAAGGAGACAAGGGAGACCAAGGAGACGUUGGGCCGCGGAUGGUCUUCCCUCGCUUUGACCACGGCUUUCUCUCCGGAGACCAGCCCAACUUUCAGAGACGCCUGCUGAAGGGCGAUCAGGGGCAGGCAGGCCCCCCCGGUCCUCCAGGACCCCCAGGGACCCCGGGCCCAAGAGGACCUCCUGGAAACACUGGGAAAGAUGGACCACGAGGUCCAGCUGGAGAAUCGGGUGUUCCUGGAAGAGACGGCAUAGAGGGACCAAGAGGCCCACCUGGAAAACAUGGCGAAGACGGCAAGCUGGGAUUAUCCGGGCCUCAGGGAGCCCCGGGGUCAAAGGGGGAGUCGGGACUGCCUGGGGCCCGAGGGGAGAGAGGGGUGGACGGGUUCCCCGGACUCAAGGGCGAUAAGGGUGAUGCUGGAGAAAUGGGACCCCAGGGAGAUGCGGGCUUACCUGGGGAGAAAGGUGCAGCCGGGUCAAGUGAGGUCAUCGACUUCGGCGGGAAGCUUCAGGACGCCUUUCGGGCCAUCCAGACCAUCAGUGUCUCGGGUCCUCCUGGGCUCCCAGGUCCCCCAGGCCCACCUGGUGAGCAAGGUCCAAAGGGAGAGCUAGGCUUACCUGGUCCGUCUGGAGUGGAUGGAGAAGAGGGUCCGAGGGGGGUGAAAGGUGACGUUGGGGACCCCGGUACGCCAGGAGAGAAGGGGGAGAUGGGACUUUCUGGGCCUCCGGGAAUGGAUGGGCGGAAGGGGGAGAAGGGAGACUCCACGUUUGAGGAUAAUCUGGUGCAGAUGAUCUCCCAGCCUGGUCCUCCUGGGCCCCCGGGACCCCCUGGCCCACAAGGCUUCAUGGGGCACCACGGUAUGCCUGGACCCAAGGGCGAGCCAGGAAUCGGCUUUAAGGGAGAGAGAGGGGCCACCGGUACUCCAGGGCAACCGGGUCCAGCCGGCCCCACGGGAUUGGUUGGCCUCCCGGGCACCAAGGGAGAAAAGGGAAAAUCUGGAGAGCCCGGAUAUGACGGUCUUCCGGGGCUGACGGGCGAUAAGGGGGACAGGGGGGAGAAGGGGGAUAAGGUAGCGAGCCCCGCUAACUCCCCAAAUCUGCUACUGUUUCAUUACUAG
This is a messenger RNA of Conger conger (European conger), 1206 nucleotides long. Its product is annotated as collagen alpha-1(XXIII) chain-like. Bases 130 to 1206 code for a protein of 358 amino acids. The record is from RefSeq and is a predicted model, not a curated record. The transcript is spliced from 24 exons. NCBI's taxonomy places the organism in Eukaryota, Metazoa, Chordata, Actinopteri, Anguilliformes, Congridae.